AUGAUAAAUACCGGUUUCAUUGUUGGUGUCGUUGGGGUCUUACUCUACGAGAUCACCACCAUGGACGCUACCAUUUCCCGGGGUUGGACCUCGGAAGAACUCGCCGCCCGUAUUCCGAUGGACGUGUGGGCCGGCUACUCACAGGUUUUGGAAAACUCGCCGGUAGCCACCAAGGCCGCCACUUCGGCGACCGUCUACACCAUUGGCGACUUUAUUGCGCAGCGUACCCAGGGUGCGGCCAUGGGUGACCUGGAUCGGGGCCGCAUUGUCCGUUCCAUGCUGGCCGGACUGAUCGGACACGGACCACUCAGUCACUUUUGGUACAAUGUCUGCGAUCACUUUUUCGACAAUGUGCUGCACUGGACCGCUUGGUGGAGUUUCUUCCCCAAAGUAGUUGUCGACCAAACCACGUGGGGUCCCAUUUGGAACAAUACUUACAUUCUACUCCUCGGUCUGAUGAAGUUGGAAAAACUCGAAACGAUCUGGUCCGACAUGAAGCGUACCACGGUCCCGCUCAUCCUUUCCGGUCUGAAGCUGUGGCCGCUCGCACACUGCGUCACGUACGGACUGGUCCCGGUCGAAAACCGACUGCUCUGGGUGGACGCGGUCGAAAUUCUGUGGGUCACCAUUCUGGCCACGACCGCCGCCGAGGCGCACGCAGACGCCAAAGUCGACACCAAAAGC
This is a messenger RNA of Phaeodactylum tricornutum CCAP 1055/1, 684 nucleotides long. RefSeq lists its product with no specific name. NCBI's taxonomy places the organism in Eukaryota, Bacillariophyta, Bacillariophyceae, Surirellales, Neidiaceae. The transcript has a single exon. The record is from RefSeq and is a predicted model, not a curated record. Gene Ontology annotation, cellular component: membrane; cytoplasm. The annotation marks the transcript as partial.